UCUCCCACAUCGGGAAAAUAAAACAGUACAGAGUUCUUCUUAUAGCGCAGGUUCGAUAGUAUGGUUCGUCCCUUCGGGGACAUCCGAUAAAAUUGGAACGAUACAGAGAAGAUUAGCAUGGCCCCUGCGCAAGGAUGACACGCAUAAAUCGAGAAAUGAUCCGUGAAAGGUUAACCAUUGAAGCGUUUCAGUCAAUUGUUUGAGGUGAAGAAGACGUAUAGGUAUUGUCGAAAUGAAUAAAGGAGGAAUGGGCGUCGGCGGUGGCGGCGGCGGUGUUGGUGGACCGACGGCCGCCGCAGCGGCGGCGGCAGCUCAGAAGCAGAAAAGCCUUCUGCAGAGGGUGGAUGCAGAUGUUGGAAUUCUCGUUGAUAAUUUUGGAUUCCUGGUUAAUGUAGCUCGGGUUAACGAUCCACCAGUUCGAAACUCGCAAGAAUCUUUCAUGAUGGAGAUUCGUGCUGCUAGAAUGGCUCAAGCUGCCGAGUCGUUGCUAAAGUUAGUUUCGGAAUUAAAGCAAACGGCAAUUUUUUCUGGAUUUGCGUCUCUGAAUGAUCACGUUGACCAAAGAACAGAGGAGUUGAAUAAAAUGGAGGAAAGCACAAACGGGAAGUUGUCAAGAAUCGGAGAAGAGGCAGCUGCUAGUCUCAAGGAGCUCGAGUCCCAUUAUUACUCUUCCGCCAUUAGAACGAGCAAUGACGCCACAUCAGCCAGCCUUUAGGCAAAGAUGAAGAGAGUUUCAUAAUUUGUAAUUUGUAAUUUCAUGGAGCAAAUAAUCUGUUUCUUAUUUAUAUUUAAUUUUUUUUUUUGGGUGUAAUAGUCAAAAAACGAUUGUGAUAUUUGAUUAUCUUCGAAUGAAAGUUGUUGUAUGGAUACGAUAA
Molecule: messenger RNA, 875 nt
Organism: Erythranthe guttata (spotted monkey flower)
Lineage: Eukaryota; Viridiplantae; Streptophyta; Magnoliopsida; Lamiales; Phrymaceae
Source: RefSeq, a predicted model, not a curated record